Messenger RNA from Exaiptasia diaphana, 1617 nucleotides. RefSeq lists its product as uncharacterized. The record is from RefSeq and is a predicted model, not a curated record. The coding region runs from base 557 to 1483 and encodes 308 amino acids. The transcript has 2 exons. NCBI's taxonomy places the organism in Eukaryota, Metazoa, Cnidaria, Anthozoa, Actiniaria, Aiptasiidae.
AGAAGCAAGCAAAUUCUCCGAGCAAAAGAUCAGUUCUUGGAAGCAGCUUUUCACGGAAUAGGCGUUACCUCAUUGUUUCCUGACAACAGUGCCUGAUUAAUAUAUAAAGCUAAAUAUUUGCAUGCCGUUUCUGGGAACCGUGCCAAUCAGUUGACAUGCAUCGACCUUUCGUGAACAGAAUUCCAUCUGAAACAAAUAAUGAAUAUCGCAGGUUCGAGCUGCCAGAGUUAGACACAACUUUUCUUGAUUAUGAUACGACCAUGGAAAGAGAAAAAAUGAAAACAGCGAAAAGAAUAUCCCUAUCCAAUUCUAAACGUUGUAUUCAUAAGCAAUGAACCGAGGCGUCUGACAUGGGGCAAUUUGAGCAAAUAUUCUUUCUUUGAUGCUCAGUGUACCUUGAGGCCUUUGUGUAAUGUUUUGUUUGUGGUCACAAAGCUUGUCAUUGGACGCGCAAUUAAGUUCUCUAUCGUAAUCUAUUAAUAGAAUAUGACGAUAUCCAUCUCAGUASAAAACGGACACUGCCUAAACUGAGCUAAUCAUAUCAGCUAAGGUCAACAUGGCAGUCGUGUUGUCGAAUUCAUUCUCCAAAUGCUUUGAUCAAGUACAAAACGCUUGUACAGCCAUCGAGCAAGGAGAGGCUAUUAAAGCAAUAGCCAUUCUUUCCUCAGUAAAAAAAGAUGCCACACUCUUACAUAGCAAAUGUAAGAAACUUAAUCAAAGUCUCCGACGCUCUAGAGCACAAAUASAAAUAGAAGUCGAGGAACUAACUUCGAAGAUAAACGACUUAUACAACCAUGAAAGGAAUUUAGAAAGAGAAAAGGAGGCCCUCGAUGCACAGGCGACAGAUUUGGUAAAGCAAAGAAACAGAGAGCGAGAAUCUCUUCGCGAGGCACAAUGUGGGUACUAUCAAGCUGAACGCGAUCGAGGACAUGCUCAAGACAAAUACAACACGUUCUUGAUGUUUUGGUGGGUUCCCCUUGUCGGCCAGAUCUUGUUAYUCCGAGAAGUAAUCAAUGACUAUGCCGGGCAAGCACGCCAGGCUGCAUUGCGCAUGACUAUUUGCAAACAGAGAUAUCAAAAAACACAAAGGGACAUCAAUACCUUACGCAAUAAARUAGACCAGGUUGAGAGUGCAAUCCAGUUAAAAAAUCUCAGCAUCAGAAAACUUAAGAGUAAAAGGUAUGAUCUACACACAAAGCUAGGCAACACGAARGAAGUCCGUGUGUUCUUGCUUGAAGCUACAAGCUUUUGGGGCGAUAUCGCCAACAUGAGCGAAAAUGCCAGUGAUAAAACUCAGCGACUAGAAAGAAUCUUAAAUUUUGCUGCAAAGUGUAACAAUAUCAAGAUACUACAGAGUAAUGGAACAAGGACUUUGACUGGAUCAUUCAAGGAAUGUUGGAUGGAACUUGAAAACAUGAUGAGAAAUAAUGACUUUUUUAUUUUUGAUGAAGAGGACCUCUAUGGCGAGCUUGAGUGGCACUAACUGUGAAUAUUGUAAGCAUAUAUAUUGCAAAAUUUGCUCGUGUAAAUGGAAAUGUGGAAAGGAAGAAGUCAAGGAAAACUUGUUGACCACUCACACGGGCAAUUUUUCCUUGUCAAGAAUUAAACUUGUCAAGG